This is a messenger RNA of Closterium sp. NIES-67, 1702 nucleotides long. The record is from the annotation of a GenBank genome assembly. NCBI's taxonomy places the organism in Eukaryota, Viridiplantae, Streptophyta, Zygnematophyceae, Desmidiales, Closteriaceae.
UGUUUUCUUGAUUCCGAUAACACGAAAACCACACAUCCACCAGCUUUGUAACGAAGCCAGCAGUGAGGCGAGCCUAAACGACGGACGAUUCCUAACCAGCCAUGGCGGCGAGUGCAGCAGCCGAAGGCGAGGCAAGCACGAGUAGCGAAGAUGGUAGCUUUACGGAGCCGGAGGAGGGGUGGGUGGGGCGCCUCGGCGUGCCGGUGGCCAUGGUAGGGGACCCGUGCGAGGAGGUGAUGCUGCUGUGGGGUUUGCGCGAUCCCUUCACGGCGCGCAUGGGGUGCUUCGUGGAUCAAGCCGCCACCACCGUCCGCAUCGAGGCGUGCGGUCAGGUCCUCGACAUGCUGCAGUCGCCCUCCUGCCUCGUUCGGCCAGGCGUGACAGGGUCGGUGCUGUGGGACAGUGGCGUGGUUCUGGCCAAGGCAUUGGAGCACCUGGCGGACUCGGCGCGCUUGCCUAUCCGAGGCUCUAGGUGCCUCGAGCUGGGUGCUGGCUGCGGCCUCGUGGGCAUAGUGGCAGCGCUGCUGGGAGCGUCCCACGUGCACAUCACAGACCAGUUCGACCGCCUGCGCCUGCUGCACCGCAACGUCUGCCACAACCUGCUCCCCUCGCACCCCCUCUCCGCCCCCUCCUCCUCCUCCUCCUCUCACUCUCAUGGAUCCUCCUCCUCCCACCAUGCAUCGGCCAGGAAAGCGCCGAGCAGCAGUGGCAGUGGUGGGGGUAGCGGUGGGGGGGCGAAGUGCAGGGGAGGAGCAGGGAAGGGCGGCUCAGCAGCAGCAGCAGCAGCAGCAAGAGCUGCCAUUAGUGAUGGGGGAACGGGAGGAGGAGGAGGGGAUAGUGGGGCGUGGCCGGAGGUGGUGGAGUUGACCCAUGGGAGGAAGGGCGAGGAGACGAGAGUGCGAGUGCGGGUCUUCGAGCUGGAGUGGGGGGAGGACAUGGUCCUGCCGCGAUUCGACGGCGACGAUGACGAUGAUGGUGAUGAUGCAGAUGGGAGGGAGGAGGGGGGGGACGAGGGGGAGGGGGGAGAUGGAGGCAGUGAGGGGAGUGAGGGGGGAGAGGGGGGGAAUGGGCGGGGGCGGAAGGGGUAUGACUUUGUGUUGGCGUCGGACGUGGUGUUCAGUGAGGAAGGGGUGGAGCUGCUGAUGCUGGCGCUGAGGCAGCUCACGUGUGCGAACACCACCGUGCUCAUUGCCGGCGAACUCAGAAACGACGAGGUGUUGCAGUUCUUUCUGGAGCAGGCACAGCCGCUCUUCACAGUGGGCAGGCUGCCAGACGCCCAUCUGCACCCGGACUUCAUCAGCCGCAGGGUCGUCGUCUAUUGCCUCGCUCGCCGCCGCGUCUGAUCUAGUCUGAUCUGGUCUGAUCUGAUCUGAACUCCCUCUGGUUUGGGUGUUCGUUAUUUUCCCUUACCCUCACAUUCCUCGCUCGUCGUGCCUGAUUCUGCUUCUCAAGUGGCCCAAAGGGCAAUACCCUGAGCACCUGAGCAAGUCCCUGAGCAAGUUCCUGAGCAAGUCUCUUAGGUAGUCCCUGAGCUAGUGUUUGAUUCUGACUUUCAUGCCAGUGCCCGUGAUUGCUGUCGCAGUUUCCGUUCUGUUAAAUUAUAUAUUUUAGAUAUAUAUUAUGGUAGGCUUGGUAGGUGUUAUCGGAUUCUACUGUAGAGGGUACAACCCCCCUUCUUGUACCGUAUCCCUCUCUUUUCUAA